Messenger RNA from Miscanthus lutarioriparius, 387 nucleotides. Lineage: Eukaryota; Viridiplantae; Streptophyta; Magnoliopsida; Poales; Poaceae. The record is from the annotation of a GenBank genome assembly.
AUGCAGAGAUCACAUCCUGAUUUUUACACGCUACUGCAAUCUUUUGUUAUCCACAGACCACACACAUCCAUUGCAGUAAUUAUGCUAAUGCAGAACAUGUGUUCCACAUUUUUAGAUGUUGUUAAGGUCCUUGAAGAUGGAGACUUGCAGACUCUUGGCUUGUUGGAUUAUGACAAAAGGUUGAAACAUUCUUUCACUGCCCAUCCAAAGGUUGACCCUUUUACAGCUAAUGCUUGGGAAGAGGGUGAUGAAGUUGUUCUCACUACCUGCCGUCUUGAGAACCCAGAUUUGGACAAAGUGAAUGGACAUCAAAAUGACAAGCUCGAAAACUUCGGGAAUGAGCUGUAUAUACCUGCAAUCUUGAUCUAUAUUUUUGUUAUGAAGUAA